Molecule: messenger RNA, 2608 nt
Organism: Anopheles maculipalpis
Lineage: Eukaryota; Metazoa; Arthropoda; Insecta; Diptera; Culicidae
Gene: Mrgn1
Exons: 5
Coding region: 38-2608 (856 amino acids)
Biological process (GO): protein ubiquitination
Cellular component (GO): cytoplasm
Molecular function (GO): ubiquitin protein ligase activity
Source: RefSeq, a predicted model, not a curated record
AAUAUAGUGCCCCCCAUUCGAUUCAUUCAACUGUAAAAUGGGUUUGUUUGCUAGCAGACAAAAUGCGACCGUCGAGGAGACAGAUGUGAGCCUCAACCAUCUGUACAAGUAUCCACCACGGUCGGGCAACUAUUUCGGGACACAUUUCAUAAUGGGUGGUGAGAGGUUCGAUACACCGCAACCAGAGGCGUAUCUGUUUGGAGAAAAUGCAGAUUUAAACUUUUUGGGAUCCAAACCAACUCCCUUUCCCUACCCACCGCCCCAAGCGACGGAACCAACGAAAACGUUGAAAAGUCUUGUUAACAUUCGUAAAGAAUCGGUUCGCUUUGUGAAAGUACUUGACGGUGGCAACGGUGUGAAACCGGUUGUUUGUACGGCUGGUUCCGACUCAGCUGUAAAAACGAACCCAACGAACAACGGUAGCGUCAGCAAUGGCUACAACAUUGAGUUUAUCUUCGAUGCCGAUUCCGCUUGCCAAAUUACUAUCUACUAUUUCUGCAUCGAAGACAUCGGACCGGGUGGACUAAAUUACAUCUCGCGCGAUUCCUCCAUGACGUCGGAAACGUUCCACUUCCAGCGGGGUGUGAACCAACUUUUCUCCGCGCCCCAUCACAUUAUCUAUCCGGCUAUGUGCGCCGAGGACGAUCUAACUUACAGUCCGGAAAAGGAAACCUUUCCAGUCGUCAUCCAUUGUGUGGUCGGGGAGGGAAACGCUACUACGACUGCAAACAGCAACAGCGCCAACACCAAUACGACCAGCGUCGCCAACACUACUACCCUCUCUUCCAGUGCAGCCACCGGAGACAGUGGCGAUGGGACUGGAAGUCGCCAGUCGCAUGCCACGAUCUGUGUCAUCGAUCAUCAUUCCGACGGCACGUAUGCAUUGCGUGCGCUGAAGCAAAAAAUAUUCGUCGAUGGAUUGUACUACCUGCUGCAGGAGAUCUACGGUAUCGAGAACAAAUUGGCGAACAAAUCGCUUACGGACGAGGAGACGGAAGAUAAUGGUAGCGAAUGCGUCAUCUGCAUGUGUGACACGCGCGACACACUUAUACUGCCCUGUCGUCAUCUGUGCUUGUGCAAUUCGUGCGCAGACUCGCUACGCUACCAGGCUAACAAUUGUCCGAUCUGUAGGGCUCCGUUCCGUGCGCUGUUGCAGAUAAGGGCUGUUCAGAAGGAUGGUGGCGGCGGUCUUCCUUGUAGCGGAAGCACACCAGCGGCCCAGAAUUCUGCCGAUAGCGCUGAUAACAUUCCUGCCGGUUACAAGACCAUAUCACUCAUCGAAGCUCUAAACGGACCUACAGUUUCAAUGAAAGCGAUAAACGGUAGUAGCGACUCAACUGCUGGAACGGAAAACGGCAGCGAGAAUAAUCGGAAUACCGAGAAUGGAUACGUGUUCCGCAACAAAAUGACCAAAUCAUCGACUGACCAUAGCAGCAAUGGUGAGCUGGCAAAUGGAAGCAUUGUGUCGGAAAAAUCAUCGUCCGACAUCAGGAUGCAUUUACUUUCAUCCGAUGAAACCAACGCCAUAGCAGACGCGGGCAGUGGCGGAUCAAUAGUCGGAGGCAUAGCAAAUCCCACAACCGUAUGCACUAAGAAGGAACUUCUUUCCAAACAUUCGCCCCUCAUGCAGCGUGCCCCGGUAAGCAAGGACAAGAAUCCGCGCGAAAAGGGAAGUCUUCAUCGUACUGGCAACAAUGCAACCAACGGCAGUAACGCGUUGGGUUUGUCGAAAGCGAAAUCACCAUCUGACCGUAGCACGAUGGGAUUUCAUCUCGUACACGAGAAAGCAGCACCGACUGCCGGUGGCCCAGGAGGGAAAUUGACGGAUGCAAAGCUAAACGAUCUAACGGAAAACGAUGACGAUAGUGAGGCAGAAAAGCUGUCGCCGCUGUUACGCAAGUCGGACAGUUACGAUGCUGGCAAGAAACUUUCUACACAUGGCGAUAGUGCUAUGAAGAAGCUGCUGAUCGGUGGAACCGGGAUAAACGUCGGUGUGGAGGGGAACGAAAAAACAUCACCAUCCGCCGUAAUAACGGAACUGUUAAAGGGCGCCAUUAUUGGCAAUGAUGAUAUCGCAGUUGAUGGAUGUCCGGAGAUGGGACUGGUUGGAGGUACCAGAGGUACGAUUGGCGGAGUAGUUGGGGGUGGUGGUGGUGGUGGAGGAGCUAUUAUAUCGAUCGUAACAGACGAUUCCGAGGAUUAUUAUACACCAGAAGAUCCACCGGCAACGAGCCCAUUAAAAUCGAUCGACGAUGAUGACGAACUUCCGAAGCUGGCCGAAAUUGAUACUGGUAGAAAGUUGCUAGUUGCAUCUGUAACAACUACGCCCGGUUCUGCAAUAGGUUCAGUACCGCCUGCGGCUCUGGCGGUAUUGAAGGAAGAGUUUUCGCAGGGUUCGCUACCGGACAGCCCAAUCAGUGGAAACUCGCAAACAUCGACGCGCAGUUCGAGCGAUAGUUAUUCGUCCAGUUCCAGCACGCGCCAACUGCUUUCCUCUGGCGCAGUUCCAAACGACACACCAACGCAUGUGCUGAGUUCGUGUGAUUCUACUGCCAACGGGCAUAGCAGUGUUUCGAAAGGUGCUGAGUGUGGUAUCGAGAGUGACUAA